GUAUAUAUUAUCUCCGCAUUAAAUAAAUUGACGAUUCAACACAAUACAACCGCUGACCAUGAACACAUAUCGCAGACAUCUUAUCGUUAAAUUUAAUUAGAGUGUCGGCGGCUACCGUAAUAGACCGAUCAAUCGCUUUGAACCUUAAGCAAAUACAUCCUCUUCCAUAAAUUCGCCGCCCUCCCCAAUUGGUGUGCACGCAACACGGCCGCGGCGUCCCAUCGCUGAGCUCAGUUCGUGGUCAACUAUGCCGAAGUACAAUCGCGCAGAACGUUUCGCUUACCGCACACUUAUAGUGUUCUACAACUAUGGACGUCUCUUGAGUGUGUUCAGUUGGAAAUUGCAGAAACAUACUCGUAAGAUGGAAUUACAGCAGGCAAAGUGCACAAAUCGCCUUUUACGCAUAAUAUGGCGCACUUUGCUCACGUUGAUUUUUUUAACGUUAAUGCCGAAGAUGAUGGCACCAUUUCUGCGCUUGUCAGCCAAAGGAUUCCUAUUGUUUUUCGCAAACAUACAGGUGGUCACAGUAACUCUCUUCUCGGUCAUCUCAUUCGUUAUACACGAGCGUUCGGAUCGGAAAAUCUUUCAUAUAAUUAAUCAGCUCGUUACUAUGUACGAAAGGAUUUCGGCAAAAUCGGGUGUACAGCAGUUAUUGGGACGCACAUUUGUGGUGUCUGUCAUAGCGAAAUUUCUGCUCAGCAUUUUGGGACUGGUCUAUGAAAUUCCAUUACUUUUGGGGGAUAAAGAAAUCGUAAAGUCUUUAUCAGGCAUUUACCUUUGGUUGGGCACAAUAUACACACUGGAUUGCUGUUUCUUGGGUUUUCUGGUCAUCCGACAAAUGUACGUUGCCAUGGCUACACAUCUGGAGUAUAUGCUUGAGGAGAUGAGUGCAAUAGAGUCGGAAGAGCCUAGGAAGCGCCUAAGCAAAUAUCAGCGCAUUAAACUUUUGUGUAUGUACUCGGAGAGCAUAGACGACAGCAAUAACAUAUAUUCGAUUUUAUAUGAGUUGACCAAACAGUUCCAACACAUUUUCCGCUGGCAAGUGCUGUACUACAUUUACUACAACUUCGUCAUCAUACUGAUGCUGAUGCAUCGUUUUAUAUGGCGUUAUUUCGAGUCGAAUUUUGUGGACAUUAUGUCAUUUUUCUCAUCGGUUUUCAAGUUUUGCAAUUUGGCUUUCCUAAUAUUGAGCACUAACGGUGUAGUGGAAAAAUCGCAGUUACCCGAUCUGCUCAAUUUGGAUCUGGUCUGCUCGGAUAUCGAUGCGCGUUGGGAUGAAAGCGUUGAGACGUUCAUAUGCCAGCGCAAAGUGGAAAAUCUAGAAAUUAAGGUGAUGGGAUUCUUUCACCUCAACAAUGAGUUCAUCUUAGUCAUAAUAUCGGCCAUUAUGUCUUACCUCUUUAUACUAAUUCAGUUUGGUUUGACAAAGCAACAAUGAAAGACUGCGCAUGCGUGUCCGCCACACAUUGAAUGACAGCCAAAAUUAUAAAAGUAAUUGCUACACUGCGAACUGAGCGAGGAAUUUCGACAUUGUCACUAAAUUUAAAUUUGAGAUUUUCGCCACAAAUACUACAGUACAUAGAAUUAAAACAACAAAAACAAAAGAAAAAAUUAAUUCCCAAAAUCUUGUAAUUAUCUUUUGUGCCGCACAGAAUAAUUUGUGUGACUUUAAUGUGUUGGCUUCCAAGCACAAUAGGUGCUAUUAAACACCACAGAAAGAUUGGGGCACAAAUUGAGGCUGUGACUGACGUUGACGCUGCGGCUGCGGCUGCGGCUGCCACUGAUUACGACACGCAACAGAGCGUAACGCACUUGUCACGCCUAUUAUUUGCAAAUGAACUCAACGUACUGUGACCUUUGCGUUGAUCCGCGCCGGCGAUAAAUGCGCAAAAAUUCAGAAUUUGUCCCUUACGAUGCUUGUGUGUAUGUAUUUGAUUGUUUGUAUGUUUGUGCAACAGAAUUUGUAUAUUUACAUGUGAAAUUUCGUAGAAGAAAUAUACACACACACACAUACAUAAAUAUAUGCUAAUGUGUGGCCAGCAAGUGCGUUUGCAUUGUGGGCACUGUUAUUGUUUUUGUUAAAAGUCAUUGUUUGUUGUUGUUGCGCAUCUUAUUAAUGUCGGCAUUCACAGCGCCGCUGGCGCAUGCCUAUAAUGAUAAU
Molecule: messenger RNA, 2161 nt
Organism: Zeugodacus cucurbitae (melon fly)
Lineage: Eukaryota; Metazoa; Arthropoda; Insecta; Diptera; Tephritidae
Gene: Gr93a
Product: gustatory receptor for bitter taste 93a
Exons: 3
Coding region: 248-1438 (396 amino acids)
Biological process (GO): sensory perception of taste
Cellular component (GO): membrane; dendrite; neuronal cell body
Source: RefSeq, a predicted model, not a curated record